GUGAUGUAAAAUGGCGGGUGACGAGUGUUAUCACGAGCACUUAGCACGAACAAGAGCAAUAAUAUUACAAUGAAUCGGUCUAGUUCCACUGUUACAUGUGCGUACAAAUAAACGUACUACGUUGGAGUGUUCGGUAGUGUUAUAGUGACUUAUUGUUUGGUUAUUGUUUGUAAAAAUAAGAUGAAUAACGAGAUACUGCCUGUUGGUACGGCGACACUGUUGCGACAGGCGUGCGACAAAUACGUCGCGACGUUUGGUCGCGAGCCAGUCGCCGCCGCCAGCGCGCCGGGCCGCGUCAAUCUUAUUGGCGAACACAUUGAUUAUUGUGAAGGAUACGUGUUGCCUGCGGCCCUUCCAUUCGAGACGAUCAUAGUGGGAGGUUAUAAUAACACAGACUCAUGUAAUGUUCUCUCAGUUAUGGGAAAUAAAGAUUCACAGAUCUCAUUCCCUUCGACCGAGGUCGCUGAGCUCAAGCCAGGACUACCGAGCUGGUCAAAUUAUGUUAAAGGCACCAUUGCUAAUUUUCCUGAUCCAGUCAAAGGGUUCGACGCGGUGAUAGUGUCAGAUGUGCCUGUAGGAGCUGGUUUGUCGAGCAGUGCCGCCCUAGAGGUCGCUGUGUUCACUUUUUUAGAAGCUCUCACUGGUUAUAAAAUUGAUCCUAUCCAAAAGGCGAAGUUAUGUCAGAAGGCGGAGCACGAGUUCCCCGGUGUACCUUGUGGUAUCAUGGACCAGUACAUAGUUGCAAUGGGCAAGAAAAACCACGCCCUCCUCAUUGACUGUCAGUCACUGCAAGCAACCCAGAUACCACUGGAUUUGGGUGAUCACGUCAUCUUAGUCACUAACUCCAAUGUGAAACACGAGCUGACUGGCAGCGAAUACCCACAGCGCAGGGCACAGUGCCAGGAAGCCGCCGACAAGCUCGGUCUGCCUUCUCUGAGGGGCGCCAAGAUAGAGGAUCUGGAGGAAUUAAAACGUCUCAACUGUAAUAAGUUAGUUAUAAUGAGAGCGCAGCAUGUCAUCGAAGAAAUCUACCGUACCAGCGAAGUUGCUGAGAGUUUACGUCGGAACGACUUGGAUCGGGUUGGCAAAUUAUUCUUCCAAUCGCAUUAUUCUCUAAGCAAAUUGAUGGAGGUGUCUUGUCCAGAAUUGGAUGAGCUCGUUGAAAUAAUGAAGGACGUACCAGGAGUGCUGGGGGCACGGAUGACAGGAGGUGGCUUUGGAGGGUGUGUCGUAACCUUGGUAAAGAAAGAUCAAGUCGAUAAUUUGAAGAGAGCUGUAGUAGAAAAUUAUAAAGGGAAUCCUACAUUUUUAAUAUGUCAGCCAAACGAUGGAGCAAGAACGCAUAAAUUGUAAUACAGUUUAAAAUUUGCAUUUAGAUAAAGUUAGAGAAUGUUUGGUGUUUCUUCAACAGUUCUACAAAUUUUAUCUGAAUCAUGGCCGUAGCUAGGGGGGGGGGGGGGAGGGGCAAUGCCUUAUCUUAAAAUGAAAGGCCCCAAGAAAAUUAGACAGAUUCGCUUUUUCGAAGUCACUCAAUUAUGGCUUUUGCCCUAUCAAAAAGUUCUUUUGGUCUUAAAAUUUGGUUUAGCUACGGCUCUGAGCCGAAUGUUUUAAAAUGGAGGGAAUUAUAAUGUUGUUUGAGUAUAUGUCUGUGCGUAUAUUCUUACUAAUAUAUAUAUGUAUAUGUGUGAAAGGUCUGUUGCAAAAUAAUUAUUUUGCAAGUUUUGUUAAAAUUAUCACAGAUACAUAAUCUAAAUGUAAUUAAUAGCAAUGUAAAUAAUUGAGCUGAACAUAAGCCUGCUAAGUAUGGUUAGCAGGCGGAUUGGCAACCACAGUUACGCUUUGGAGAUGUUUUAAGAGGGACGCUGAUGUUCGUCCCUCGACCUUUCUUAGUUGCCUCUUACGAAACCCACGGAAAAGGAAGCGGCGGCCUAUUAUAUGCCGGGACCACAUGGCAAAUUAAAAUAAAAUCUACGAGAAUAAUAAAUCGAAACACUGAAUGUGUGUCAAUUGAUUUUUUAUUUCUACUUUUAUUGGAUAUCAUCAGACUGUCUCAUGGUCGGGUUAGUUAUUUGUUAAAAUGAAAUGAAAUGAAAUUUAUUUGUAACACAGUGACUGUGUUACAUAGAGGGACGGAAUUAAUUUAGAAAUAGCUUUUACGUCCUUUGUGAUGCAACAUUUUUGUGUAAUUCUUUUUACAUUUUUAUUACUUUCUAUUCAACACACGCUGUUUCAAUUCAGUACCGAUAUUGAUAAUUCCUUUUAUAAUUUUGUAAGGUAUAUAAAUUUUGUGAUGAUUAAAGAAGUUAUUUUCGCAUGUUUA
Molecule: messenger RNA, 2320 nt
Organism: Galleria mellonella (greater wax moth)
Lineage: Eukaryota; Metazoa; Arthropoda; Insecta; Lepidoptera; Pyralidae
Product: galactokinase-like
Exons: 9
Coding region: 181-1353 (390 amino acids)
Biological process (GO): carbohydrate phosphorylation; galactose metabolic process
Cellular component (GO): cytoplasm; cytosol
Molecular function (GO): galactokinase activity; ATP binding
Source: RefSeq, a predicted model, not a curated record